ACUGUCGUAUCAUUUCUAUCCGAUCAUCCACGACAUGUCUUUCGAAAUGUGAUUCAAACGGUUCUCACUCGUGCUGUACGAUACUUAUCAACAUUUGAAAUAUUUAAUCAUGAACGGCGUGCCAUUCGUUUAAUGUUCUUAUAUAAUAGAUAUCCAUCGAAUUAUAUUAAUCAGCAAUUUGAAAAAUUCUUUGCUGAUUAUUUAAGUUCAACUUCUCCACCAAUUUUACCUAUGAUUACGAAUGAAAGUCAAUUUUUAGCAUUACGUCAAAAAUUAUUAAAUGAACCCACAGCAAAACAAACACAACUAGCCAUAAGUGCAGCUACUGUACAACUUACCCAGCGUACACAAAAUGUUAUACAACCAAAUAUAAAUAAUUUCGAAGCAACCAUUCAACGAAACAAUGACAAGUUUAAAAAGAACUUCUUUAUCCAUAUUACACAUGAAGCUAGACUUAACGGUUUAGCUCGUGAAAUACAUAUUAUACAUGAUAAUCACUUUAAAAACACCGAUAAGGCAGAAAUAAGAUUAGUUGUUGGCUUUCGAAAUAAUCCAAACAUUGAAUUUGAACUUUCACGUAAACGACCAGCGUCAUCCUUAUUGAAAGAUCCAUUAGCAAAGAGUAAGAGAUAA
Rotaria sp. Silwood1 is the source of this 633-nucleotide messenger RNA. The record is from the annotation of a GenBank genome assembly. NCBI's taxonomy places the organism in Eukaryota, Metazoa, Rotifera, Eurotatoria, Philodinida, Philodinidae.